GCGGAUGACGUUGUCUGGCUAUGUUCUGCAGCUGACCGCGCGCAUCACUCGCCAAUGUCUCCUCCCGGCUCAUUCAGUGGAGUGGAGGCCCUGGCUAGUGGUAGAUGGAGCGAACAUUGCAAAUUAGGCAAUGAGGUCCGGUUCCAAGCAACUCAUACCUCUCUCUACACAGCACAGCGCGGAGGCCAGAAAGAAAAGCGACAAGGCAGAUCGGGAUACAAGGCACCGACGUUCCCGACAAUGACCAGGCACAUCAAUGGCAACUUAGGUUGCCGGGGAUUCAACUCAAUGGGAGUUAAUGCCAUUGCUUUCGGCAACGGCUGGAUGGAUUGUGCCAGAAUUUGAAGUUCCUCCGAAGUGGGUGGGCGUAGGUCUCCGUCGAAAAGAACCCACCUACCUCACUUUG
This is a messenger RNA of Lasiosphaeria miniovina, 406 nucleotides long. RefSeq lists its product as uncharacterized. NCBI's taxonomy places the organism in Eukaryota, Fungi, Ascomycota, Sordariomycetes, Sordariales, Lasiosphaeriaceae. The coding region runs from base 55 to 345 and encodes 96 amino acids. The record is from RefSeq and is a predicted model, not a curated record. The transcript has a single exon.